AUGGCAUCAAUUGUGACCCUAAUUCUGGUCGAUUACUUGGAUAUGACCUGGUGUACAAAUACCAUUUUGUCACUUGUCAGCUGGUAUUCUGCUGGCUUUGUGCUGGAUCAGUUAGCUCGAGUGAACACACAAUUAAUAUACGUGUUGGUGAUUAUUCUGGUGCUGUCCUAUGCCUACCAGUGCUCCGUAACCUAUCGGGUGAUCAAACAGGAGCCCAACAAAACAGAGGCCGCCAUCGAUAUCAGAGAACCAGCACUUUAUUGGAGUCUUGUAUUGAGAUAUAACAAUAGGGUUAGACUCAAAGUUAAUAACGGCGGUAAUAUUAUAUCGUCGUCACCCGAGGGUAAAAUAUAUAUAAUUGCCGGAAACCCAAUUCAGCCUGGUACUAAUCUAACCGUGGAUUUUACAUCUAAAUACGAUAAAAAGCCCGGCGCUAAAUUGAUCAGUGGUGGUGGAGAUCAUAAUAUUGUUAACACGAGUGAUAUUAAUGCCCUAGUUGAGCGUCAGAAUGAGUCCGUUGAGUUACUACAGGGUAGGAUUGUUGAUGUGUUACAAAAGCAACAAGAUCAAAUUGACAGGCUAGAUCGUGCCGUCGCAGAGCUUAACACUCGAUUAUUAGAUCAGGCGUCGAGUCCCCCGGCAAUCAUCAAAAACACGUACACCACUCAUAUUGAUAACAGCGAUAAUAGUGUGACAAACAAUACCUACGAAGAUAAAAGUGUGAAUGUAAAAGUUGGUGACAUUAAACUACCCCUGCCUUUGCCAUUGCCCGGUGGGUCAGACGGAUGGGGUGGUGGGUAUGGAGGGGGUGGUAUUGGCAGUAUUAGUUCCGGUGGUGGUAGGGCUGGUGGCGGCCGUCUCACUACUAUUGAUGGCUCAGGCGGAGGCAUGCAACCACCUCGUCAGGUUGGACAACAGACGCUGGGUAUGAAUCACACCAUCCAAUACGCGCUAUGGUUCACAGGGGCUGUGAUUGUCAUAAACAUGUUGGGCAUUGUGUGGACGUGUGUCGGCGUGUUUGGUGGGCUGUGGUUGGGGGCCAUCAAGCGGUCAGACAUAGCCCGUGUGUUAGACCGAGUGGGCGGCCGUCUGGAGCGGGACUCUCGUGCCGAGCACCAGAAACUGUCGGACGAUAUACUAUAUCGGGUGCGACACGAACUGUGCGAACGGGACGCCCAAAUGAACCAGGUGCAAAGAGAAAUGGCGGCUAUACUGACACAAUUACAGGCCCUAAACAGUCGGAUUGAUACCAACUCGAUUGAUGCCUGGCAACAGGCCAAAAACGGACAGGCUGUUAUU
This is a messenger RNA of Medioppia subpectinata, 1299 nucleotides long. The record is from the annotation of a GenBank genome assembly. NCBI's taxonomy places the organism in Eukaryota, Metazoa, Arthropoda, Arachnida, Sarcoptiformes, Oppiidae.